GGCCCCGGCAAGCCCGUGGGCAAGCACAAGAGCUACUGUGCCUACGUGGUGCAGCGCAAUGUGACGUGCACGCUGCAGGACGGGGCCGAGAGCUACGUCAAGGCCGAGUACCACAAGUGCAGCUGGGGACCCAAGUGCCCAGGGAAAGUGCUGUACCGCACCUUCUUCAGACCCAGAUACAAGAUUGGAUACAAGACAGUGACCGAGCUGGCCUGGAGGUGCUGCCCAGGCUUCAUGGGAGAAGGGUGCCAUGACAGCCCGACCGACCAACCUGGCCUUCUGCCCCAACAUCCCAGUCCUAAAAUGCCUCCUGGACAAAAGAUGUUUCCAAUCCCCAGACUUCCUCCUUAUCCAAAAAGCCACCCUGACCUGUUUCCAGGACCAAAGAAGAAUCAGUAUGGCAGGAAGCUACCUGGCCUCUUUGGGGACCGCCUGGAUCGGUUGGAGGAGGAGGUGAGGCGCCUUUCCCAGUCCUAUGACAGCCUGCACACCAUGGUGAGUGGCCUGGGGGACCGCCUGCGACUGGCCAUCCAGGAGGACACCACCAAGAUGAUCGGCUCCCUGAUGAACAGCCCAGGCACGCCUGACUCAACGGUGGGCUUUGGCAUCAUUCCCGACGGCCUGGUGGAUGUGGCAGACAAAGCUGACAUCGCCACGUACCCUCCUGUGGGGGAGAUCCUGACCAAAGUGACAGAGGUGAGCGACGUGCUGAAAACCAAGGCAGAUUUGCUGCACGAGGUUCGUGGCAUGGUCCUGGACCACGAUGGGCAGAUUAAGCACCUGCUGGAGUCAGCCCGGCCCUCUCCCCUCACCUCCAUUGACCUGCUGGAGGAGUAUGUGGACACGCGGCUGAGCAACCUGCGUGGAGAACUGCUUGAUGGCUUCGAGAAGAAGCUGGGGAAGAUCCAGACCACAUGUGAUUUCCGGAUCCAAGAGGUGCGGCAGCAGUGCGAGGAGGAAAAAGCUGCCAACCUGAGGCUGCAGCAGACGCUGGAUGGGAAGGAGCUAGAGAUCAAGAAAGAGAUCUCCCAGCUGGAGACCCAGAUCCAAGGGCUGACGGUGGUGGAAAGCUGCUGCAGCAACCUGGACUACCUCACCGAUCGCAUGAAUAUCCUCGAGAAAGGCCUUCACAGCAUCUCUGAGUCCCAGAAGAACUUGCACUCACGGCUGGAUGGAGAAAUCUCUACUGUCACCCUAGGAAACCUUUUUGAAGGGCGCUUUGAGGACCUAGAAGCCAGACUCAAUGCUACAGAGAGAGAAAUGGGGAGCUGCUGCUCUGGUAUAGAGGACAGUAUGAGAGGCACAGUGGUAGCAGAGGUGGACGGCAUGAGGACUGCCUUUGAAGAUAAAAUGCAGACCCUGGAGGACAGGUUCAUGACCAUCGUGGGGGAGCUGAACAAUGUCAGUUCUCCUGUGGGCAUGGAUGGAGCGGUGGUGCCCGUGCUGGAGGGGGAGCUCGCCAGCAUGAGGAAACGGACGGAUGAGACGCUGGAUGUGUUGCAGAAUCGCCUUAUUACACUGGAGAGCACUUGUUCCCUGGGCUGCACCUCUGCCUCCAAAGACGUGGAGACCUUCCGGACAGAGAUCGAAGACUGCCAGAACAAGAACCAGGACCUGCUCCUCCGGAUGGACAGCAACUAUGACCUCCUGCGCAAGCUGAAUGCCACCAUCCUGGAGAUCCAGCGGCGAAUCGAGGAGGAAGCAUCGGGGUCUUUGCAAGGGGAGAUCACCUUGCUAAAGAUCAACCUGAACACCGUGAGCAAGUCUCUGACAGGGCUGAAGGACUCCGUCUCCCAGUACUCGGACACCAUGACACACAUCAACUCCUCGCUGGAUGAGCACGAGCGGAAGAUCGAGGAUGAGGUCCACUCCAUCCAGGAGAAGGUCAAUGACCAAGGCUCCCAGCUCUUCUUCAGCAACCGGCGUGUCCUGAACCUCAAGGGAGACUUGGAGCGACUCAAAGCCAGGAUCGUCAGUGACCUGAGCUCCUGCAAGGGCGUGGCCCAUGACCUGCAGCAGGAGAUUGCUCACUUUGAUGACAGGGUGGCCCGGGUGGAGAGUGUCUGUGGCAGGUUGGGUGCCGUCACAGGGAGCCUGGACGGCAUCAGGGACGAACUGGAGAAACACACGGGCAGUCUCUGGGACUACAUGGACCACAUGAACGGGACCCUGGCUGCCCACUCUCAGGAAAUAACAGGACUGAAGGACAACCUGCUUGACUGCCAAGCCAAGGUCUCCGAGCUGGCGGAGCAGGUCGGCCACUUGGAAGAGCAGGCGGAGGGGAAGCAGCAUUAGCUGCAGUGCCACGCGUGUCUUCCUUCUCCUCCCCAUGAAGGACAGGAUUAACUUAUAUCACACAGACUUGCUCCAAUGUGACAACAGUUCUUGGGAUAAUUUUUUUUUAAUUAAAAGAUAAAUUAAAAGCUGCUACAAACCCUUUUUUUUUUUUUUUUUAAUCUUUUUGGCCCCACUUUUCCAUAACUCUGCCAUUACAGUACUCACUUCCUGAUGCUCAGCAGCUGUCCCAACCCUGGUGAAGCAGGGUUGCUGCCUCCUGACUGGGGGCGUUGCUUUGGCUCCUGGGCUGAUGACUCCAGAAGGACAAUUCAGAAGGAAGCUGGAGGCGGGAACAUUUUUUAAAUUUUAUUUUAUUUUUGUGGAUUUAUCACUUCUUGAAGAAUAAAACCCUGUAGUUGUCAGUUGAGGAAUAGAGUUUCUCUGACCUAAAGACCACCUGCGUCUUAAUCCAGGGACUGAGCAGAGCCAGGGCUCCUUACAGGGAAAAAAUCUCACCACAGGAAUUGCAGAUUUCAAAGAACACACGUAUUCACACAUCCCCCUGGGAACUGCCUUCCCCUCUCCGAGAUGGCAGCCCUCCUCAUGUAUGGUAAAUCCAUUUAUACUGCACACUCCUUCAUGCAAAUGCACAUGCCUUACAGAGCGUAUGAGGAUAUGCAUUAGGAAAACACACAUAUGCGUAUAUAUAUAUAUAUAUGUUAUGUGUAUGUAUAUUUUUGAACAGUCCCCUGUCACGGUGCUCAUCUGAUUGCAGGGUUUCCUCUUGUGCCCCCCAUGUCCCUUGCUAUAUUUUGAAGAACCACACUGAGCAGCUACAAACUGCCACGGCAGCAUUAGAAAGGGGGGCCCUGUGGCCUCUCAGGGCUGUCGUGCUUUGCAGUCGUGCUUUGCUGUGCUCUCUGGUUACACCUGGGACUGACAUGAAGGGUUAUGGAAAACUUGUGUCUUCCCUAAAGAGAUGUGUGUCCAUAGGUCUCUGCAGAGACCAAGCGCGGCAUGGAGCAGUCCUGUCCUCCAGCUCUGGUUCUGUUUUAUUGCUUAAACUGUGAACGUGGUUUCCCUCAUCUCAUUCUGCAGCUGCUCCAGGGUGUGAGCAUGAGACUUUCCCUAUCCGUCAACAUGGGAACAGGAGUCUGCGUCCUCCUCACAUUCCUCUGAGCCCGCUGAGAUGCCAACAGCCCUGUGGACACGCAUCAACAUGGAACAUGAGGAAGGGGGAAGCAGAGCACCUUUGAGAAGGCCUCUUGAGACCUCUCCCUCAGCUCAGCCUGGGAAUGAAAAAACAAUUUACUGAACUCGACUCUAGUUUCUCACAGGCAGGCUGGAAAACGUUGUACAUGUUCUUCAGCAACUCCAACCUUGCCCUGUGGAGCAGGUGCCUGGACCAUGCAGCUGUGGCACACAAAACCCACCUGUUCCAGGGACCCCAGCAUGGGUGUCCUUCACUGCUCAGCCAACAGGGAUUUCAUUACCAGAAGGGAUGAAGAGCACAUUAAAGAGCCUCUGUCUGACCAGCUCUAGCACUUUAUAGCAGAGGAACAUAUUUUUCUAUCAGCUCAGCGUUGCAGCUCUGCAGCCUGCCACACCGGCUAGCCUUCAGCUCCCACCCAGUGCCCAUCACCCUCCCCAGGGCACCCCUGCUCUUCUGCACCACAAUUCCCCUCCCUGCUUCCCUCCACCCCACAAAGGAGCAGCUCUGUGCUCUGACCAGCACAAAGCAGCAGCAACUCCCAGCAGAGAUGCAUCUGUGUGCCUUUUCUCCUUCAUGCUCUUCCAUAAAAACUGGACAAGCUCCCUGGAACAGAUGCUUCUAGGCUAGGGAGGACCACAGGGAUCACCAAGUCCAGUUGGCUGCAUCGUGUUACCCUGAUGCAGUAGAAGCUCUUUCCCCUGACAGAGGAGCACGGGCCAUCAGCUGUACAUGCAGGGAGAGGGGACCUGACCUCUCCACCUUGCUUAGCCUCUGCUGCUGCUGAGAUACUUCUCCAGCAGAGGAGCAACCUCCAGCUGCCUUUGGGCAUCCUGCAAAACCUGCUCUUAGACAGCAAAACCUAUUUUCUUUCUCCCAACCCCUAGGAAAAGUCUCAAGCCAGCCCUUGGCACUUUGUGAGGGGCCAGAGGAGCCCUCACCCCAGCCCACUCCACAUCCUCCCACAUGAAGGAGAAAAAGGGCUGCAGCAACCAAAGAGAAAAUUAAGCCAAGGGCCAGGCUCACCCCUUCCCAGGCCAGGACUGUGAGAGAGCAGCUGAACAGCAACAGCUUCUUGCAGCACAGAGGGACCUAGGACAAGGAAGAAGUCUGACCUUCCAGAAAAUGGUGCUAUGUUUGGACUAUUCCUGACUCAUCACUUGAAGCUACAGAGAUGUUCUAUUUCAGUUCUCAGCUAUUCAUGUUUAAAAAGUGAAAGGAACUUUGUACAAAAGAGGGCAUUUUAGGGUUUGGUUUGUUUUUUUUGCUUUCAGAGAGGGAAGGAGAUGGUGCCCGUGCGGUUGUCCUUGCACAGGCAGCUUUCCAAGGCAGUCGAUAACUGAUCUUGUUAAAAGGCUGUGUUUUAUUGUUUGUAAAACCUUGUACAUUUGUUCAGAUUUUAAAAGCUGAAACAGUGUUUGUACUGGAAAGGAAAAAAAUAAAGUAUUUCUUGCUGAGGUUUCCAGGAUCAGAAUGAUGUAUGUGACUUAGACAAGCAGAGCUAGAGCUAAAGCAUGGAGGCAGGCAGACAAGGAAUAGAUGAUUUACACUUGCACACAUCAGUUAGGGCAGAAGAAGGUAGAUGCCAGACUGGAGGAAGGAGCCCAGAAGUGCUCCUGCCUGUUUUAUUUUGUGUAGUUACAGCUGAGAGCUCCCAGCACAGGGCAGCAGGCUGGCUGAGUGCACAGCAGUGUUGGGACAGCUGAGCUUUACUUGAAUGCUCCAACACAGGGGCACAGGAAUAAGCUCCUGCCCUGACACAGGACUGUG
Messenger RNA from Athene cunicularia (burrowing owl), 5257 nucleotides. RefSeq names its product elastin microfibril interfacer 3 (gene EMILIN3). The annotation marks the transcript as partial. Gene Ontology annotation, molecular function: protein binding. The transcript is spliced from 4 exons. The record is from RefSeq and is a predicted model, not a curated record. Gene Ontology annotation, cellular component: extracellular matrix. Lineage: Eukaryota; Metazoa; Chordata; Aves; Strigiformes; Strigidae.